CUUUGAAUAAAAAUCGAUUUCUUUUGAGAGAGAGAUUAUAAAAAUAAUGUCGAGUUUCCUGUUUGUGGAACCUACAUGGACUUCAACCUUUCUCAGACCAUAUAAAGAGAGGCAGAAGAGUUGUCUGUUUUCUAAAAACCUGUAUAAUACUAGUAAAUGGAUGAGGCAGUAUUCAAGUUCUUGUCGUUUUCGUGUUGUUGUUGGGCCUUGUAUGGUCUCUACAGAACCUCAGAGAGCAGAGACUCCCAAAACAAACGAACCAGGUUCUGGUAGGAUAAAACCAACUUCUGAUCCUUGGAAUCCUUCUUUCCGUAGUAUCCCAACCUAUCAAGAGUGCUUCCCAAACUCUACGAAGCAUUUCAAGCCUGUAAAGCAUGCAGAAACAGGAGAAACUCUGUGGAUUCCUUUUCGUAGAAUCCAUCUGUCAGGUGGAGAGCCACCUUUUGAUACUUAUGAUACUUCUGGACCUCAGAAUAUAAGUCCUUAUGAGGGUUUGCCAAAGUUGAGGAAGAGAUGGAUUGAAAGAAGGGAAGCUAGGAGUGACCCAGUAUUCACACAAAUGUAUUAUGCAAAGAAAGGUAUGAUUACAGAAGAAAUGCUUUAUGCUGCGACCAGAGAAGGGUUAGAUCCCGAAUGGGUUCGAGCCGAAGUUGCAAGAGGACGAGCGAUCAUUCCUUCCAAUCGGAAACAUUUGGAGUUGGAGCCUAUGGUCAUUGGGAGAAACUUUAAAGUUAAGAUCAAUGCGAAUAUUGGAAACAGUGCAGUUACUUCUUCUAUAGAAGAUGAAGUGGAGAAGCUUCAAUGGGCUACUUUAUGGGGAGCGGAUACUUUGAUGGACUUAUCCACAGGAAAACAUAUUCAUGAAACUCGAGAAUGGAUUAUCCGAAAUAGUCCUGUUCCUGUAGGUACAGUUCCUAUUUAUCAAGCUUUAGAGAAAGUGGGAGGUGUUGCCGAAGAGUUGUCUUGGGAAGUAUUUCGAGAUACUCUGAUUGAACAGGCAGAACAAGGUGUAGAUUAUUUCACUAUUCAUGCGGGUGUAUUGUUGAGAUAUGUUCCUCUGACUGCAAAUCGUUUGACGGGUAUUGUGUCUCGUGGUGGAUCGAUUCAUGCCAAAUGGUGUCUUGCACAUCACAAAGAAAACUUUGCAUAUGAACAUUGGGACGAAAUUUGUGAUAUUAUGGCUCAUUAUGAUAUUGCUUUUUCUAUAGGAGAUGGUCUUCGUCCUGGAAGUAUCAAAGAUGCCAAUGAUGAGGCACAAUUUGCUGAACUUUAUACACAAGGAGAACUUACAAGAAGAGCAUGGGAGCAUCAUGUUCAAGUAAUGAAUGAAGGACCUGGACAUGUACCUUUACAUAAGAUUCCAGAAAAUAUGCAAAAGCAGUUGGAUUGGUGUUCAGAAGCUCCUUUUUAUACUUUGGGUCCUUUAGCAACUGAUAUUGCUCCAGGCUAUGACCAUAUCACUUCUGCAAUAGGAGCUGCAAAUAUUGCCACUUUGGGAACAGCACUUUUGUGUUAUGUAACUCCCAAAGAACAUUUGGGUCUACCCAAUCGAGAAGAUGUCAAGGCUGGUGUGAUAGCUUACAAAAUUGCAGCUCAUGCUGCAGACUUGGCAAAAAGUCAUCCAUUGGCACAACAAUGGGAUGACGCACUUUCAAAGGCACGCUUUGAGUUUCGUUGGGAAGAUCAAUUCAACUUGUCUUUGGAUCCAGUUUCUGCAAGAUCAAUGCAUGAUGAGACACUUCCCUCUGAAGGUGCUAAAGUGGCACAUUUUUGCUCCCUGUGUGGGCCCAAAUUCUGUUCUAUGAGAAUUACAGAAGAUAUCCGUGCCUAUGCUAAGCAACACGGAUACAAUUCGGUGGAAGAGGCCCGAAAGAAAGGUAUGGAGGAGAAAAGCAAAGAAUUUCUUUCGACUAGGAAGACUGUGAGUGGCGAACAAGUAGGAGAGACUGGUGGAGAAGUGUAUGUACCUCUAGAAAGAACUAAUAAUCCUUGAGUGUAUCUAGAAUGGUCGAAAUAAAAUCGUUUCUUUUCUGACGUUA
This is a messenger RNA of Galdieria sulphuraria, 2039 nucleotides long. Its product is annotated as thiamine biosynthesis protein ThiC. Gene Ontology annotation, molecular function: iron-sulfur cluster binding; carbon-carbon lyase activity. The transcript has 4 exons. NCBI's taxonomy places the organism in Eukaryota, Rhodophyta, Bangiophyceae, Galdieriales, Galdieriaceae. Gene Ontology annotation, biological process: thiamine biosynthetic process. Bases 47 to 1993 code for a protein of 648 amino acids. The record is from RefSeq and is a predicted model, not a curated record.